AUGGUCGCCAUCGCCACCGUCCGCGCUGCCAACGCCGCCAAGGCCGCAGCCGCAUCCGCCGAGCCCAGCGGCCGGCCCUACGUCGCCGUCUUCGCGGGCGGCACCUCCGGCAUAGGCGAGCGCGCCGUCCGCGCCCUGGCCUCUAACCACGGGCCCUCCGCCGGGCCCUCCCGCCGGCCUCUGCGCGCCUACAUCAUCGGCCGCAAGCAGGCCGUCGCCGACGCCCUCAUGGCCGAGUGCGCCGCGGCCUGCGGCCCCGGAGGAGAGUUCGUGUUCAUCAAGACGGAGGACCUCGCCAUGCUGCGGGACGUCGACGCCGCGUGCGCCGAGAUCGCGCGCCUGGAGGAGGCCGCAUCGGCUAGAGAAGGGCACGAGGCCAAGAUCGACCUGCUGGUCGCCACGCAGGGCGUGUUGUACUUUGGCGGGCGGAUGGACACAUCCGAGGGCCUAGACCGGCACUUCUCCCUCAUGUACUACUCCCGCCUGCGCCUCGUCACCAAUCUCCUCCCGCUCCUCACCUCCCUCCCCUCCGGCAGCCCCUCCUCAACCCCGGGCCACGUCGUCUCCGUCUUCAACCCCAACCUCGAGGGCAAGCUCGCGGCCUCGGACCUGUCCCUGCGCGGGGCCGAGAACUUCGGCUUCGUCGCCCUGAGCUCGCACAUCGCCCUCUUCACGACCUUCGCCUUCGAGGCCCUCGCCGCGCGCCACCCGGGCCGCCUCGCCCUGAGCCACUACUACCCGGGCUUCGUCAUGACCGACAUCGCCUCCAAGAGCCCCAUCCCGCGCUGGGCGAGCCUGGCGUGGAAGCUGUGCACCCCGGUCGUGAAGCUGUUCGCCGUCGGCGACGACGACUGCGGGCAGUACGUCGACUUCCUCGCGUCGGGCCGGUACGCCGCCGCGCGCGGGGGCGAUCAGGUCGAGGCCGCCGCCGCCGCCGACUCCUUGGAGGUCGCGGUCGGCGCGGACGGCGGGGUCGGCAGCGGCGCGUACAGGGUGCAUUGGAACGGAGACAUCAUCCAGCCCAAGAAGCAGACGGACGCGUACCGGAGGGACGGCAUGGUGGAGAAGGUGUGGGAGCACACCCUGGCGGCGUUUGCGGCCGUCGACGCGGGCAAGGCCUUUGAUGGAUGA
Molecule: messenger RNA, 1131 nt
Organism: Thyridium curvatum
Lineage: Eukaryota; Fungi; Ascomycota; Sordariomycetes; Thyridiales; Thyridiaceae
Exons: 2
Coding region: 1-1131 (376 amino acids)
Biological process (GO): secondary metabolic process
Source: RefSeq, a predicted model, not a curated record